Molecule: messenger RNA, 3315 nt
Organism: Myripristis murdjan (pinecone soldierfish)
Lineage: Eukaryota; Metazoa; Chordata; Actinopteri; Holocentriformes; Holocentridae
Gene: eva1aa
Product: eva-1 homolog A, regulator of programmed cell death a
Exons: 8
Coding region: 110-1594 (494 amino acids)
Molecular function (GO): carbohydrate binding
Source: RefSeq, a predicted model, not a curated record
GGACCUCGCAUCUCCUGCACACGACGCACAAACUAACCUCAAUGCUGCUUGUGCCGCUGCUGGAUUUUCUGAUGCUACGGAGAAACUCUAAAACUUUGAGGUUUCAAGGAUGAUCUGCUCAGAUGGGACUCUGUCAGCCGUCAAUUAUGCGCUCCUGGUGGGAAUAACGUGUCUGACCGUCCUCUGCGACUUCACCAAAGGCUCUUCAGACUUCUCAGAUUACCUGUCCAAAGUGCUGAGGAACUACACCGAGCAGGCCUGUGACGGAGACUUCCUGUCUGUGCGCUGCCCGCCGCGCACCACCAUCACCAUCCAGUCAGCUUUCUACGGAAGGAGAGGCCCCUCAGACCCCCAGCAGUGCCCGCAGAGCUACCAGGCCCUCAUAGGAGCCUACAGCCGGCGGGAGGAUGACCGGUACUGCUCCGUGUCCACGGCACUGCAGAAAAUGCUGGACGAGUGCCAGGACAGAAGGAGCUGUCAAGUCCUUGUCAACAGCCGUGUGUUUGGGACAGACCAGUGUCCUGGCAGCAGUAAAUACCUCAUUGUGUGGUACAAAUGCAGACCUAACGAGUAUAAGAGUAAGGUGGCGUGCGAGGAGGAGAGGAUGAAGCUGAGCUGUAAACGCGGCAUGCAGAUCGCGGUUUACUCCGCCAUGUUUGGCCGAACUCAGCAGGGCACCCUGGAGUGUCCGCUGCACCACAGGAGAGCUCCAUCAGUAGACUGCCAGUCGGGUGUGGCUCUGCAGGUUUUGACCGCCCGCUGCCAGGGGAAGAAGAGCUGCCUGGUCCGAGCCUCCACCAGGGACUUCGGAGACCCCUGCUACUCCGGCACCAGGAAGUACCUCAGCGUCAUCUACACCUGUGUGCCAAAGAAGUUGCUCCAGGAGCCAGGCCCCAAAGUCCCAGUGUUCCCCCCGCCACCCAGCGCCCAUGACCCCAACGUGGUGGGAGACAGCGCCCCCCCAGAGGGGACCUUAGUCAAAACCUCUGACAUUGUUCCAGAGAGGAAGUGGGUCAGAGAAUCCGGCUCUUACUCCGAGGAGGAGAAGUCUUCAGAAACAGGAGGAGGAGGGGGAGGUGGAGGAGGAGGAGGAGGAGGAGGAGGAGGAGAAAGGCCUCUGCGACCGCCGGAUAUAAAUCCCAUCAUCAACUCCACCUCUAGCUCCAGCAUGGCCCUUAUUAGCAAUGCGCUGGCAGCCUACACCUACGUAGCAGACCACCCAGAAAGGGCUGCGCUCUUCUUUGUCUGUGGUGUGUGUCUGGGACUCUUCCUCACCCUCUUCGCUCUGGUGGUCCAGAUCUCCUGCCGGACCGACUGCCAGCCCCGCCAGCGCCCCCCUGCCAAGAAGCGAGCCCGCCCCAUCGAUUCGUCCUCCGACUCCAGCGACUCGGACUCGGACUGGGACACCACCUCGGACCUGUCGGCGCGGCGGCACCGGCGCUUUGAGCGCACGCUGAACAUGAACGUGUUCACGUCGGCCGAGGAGCUGGAGAGAGCGCAGAGGCUCGAGGAGAGGGAGCGCAUUAUCCGGGAGAUCUGGAUGAACGGGCAGCCCGACAUCCCUGGGACACGCAGCCUCAACCGGUAUUACUGAGGGGGCAGCUGAUAGGAAAAUGGAAAAGGAUACACUUGGGUGUGAGGGGGCAAGAGACUAGUCCCCUUUGAACCUUUAUAAGAAAGAGUGCAACAGCAAUAGGACCACGGUGGACCAGUCUGAUUUGGAGGUAUGGCAGAUUUGGGGAAAAAAGCUCUCCCUUUCAGCCAGUUUGCAUAUCCCUGUGUGUGCUAUAAGCUAGACCCCAUUCAAUAACAGAAUAAGCUCACACUCUGCACAGUAAGCUUGGCCCAAAACCGACCUGUUAUUGGUGGAAACUAGGGGUGAAAGGCCAUCUGCUGCACUGCCUUGCUCGUGACCUCACCAGGCCCUGCUGAAAUGGGAUUUAUGGGAUAGCUGCCUUAGACACACGUAGGCCCAGAUGGACUAUAUGGCGACCGAAGGACCACUGCCUCUUUAAUGCAGCAUGUGGGGCAGCUAUGAAAGAAAGACUAUGACGCUUGCAGCUUGCUUUCUGCUCAGUACCCUCCAGUAUUCAAGUGGGGAGUUUAAAGAGAGGCGGCGUAGAGCUAAAGUAGACCGGACGGUGGGACGGAGAACAUGAACUAUGUUAGACAAUCUAUCCACAGUCAAUAACCGUGCUGCCUUUUUGAACUGUAUAAAAACCAAAAGAUGUUUUUUUUUUUUUUUUUUUUUUUUUUUUUUGGGAAUUCAUCUCAGCCCUUAUGAAAUCUAUUUUAUAAUAUUUAAUAGUUUUUUGUUGUUGUGUAUUUUUGUUCUCAAUUAUGGUUUAUUAUGAGAUAUUUUUAUACUUGGCGAAGGUUGUCUGGCACCUCAGGGAUGCAAUCCUAGUGUUUCUGUGUCUGGUUGAUGUAUUUGCUUCCUAAGAAGGGGAUCAGUCCAUUUUGACAGCUGCGUCAACAUUUUAAAAAAAGAAAUUAAUUAAUUAUAAAUAUCAUGUUGAGAGCCUCAAAGAGGUUUAGCGAUUUAACCUUAUUUUUGAUAUGUUUAAUUCACAGUGCAGUGCCUUACGUAGCUAUUAAGAAGUCAUUGGCAUCAGGAAUGCAAUUGGUUUAUCCCUUAAAACUGGCCAAAGGAUCCAUCAGUCUCUAACUGAUCUGAUUUUUCUGUAUACUCCCUUUCACUGUUGUUGUGACUUUGUUACAUUGGCGUGUGUACACUCUACAUGGAAAUGGUGAUUGUGUCUGUUAAACAUUGCACUUGCUAUCUCACCAGAUGGAUAUGUACAUAACCGGAUCCUGGCCAGUUUUACAUCAGUGGUUCAGCUACAAAUUAUUACUGUGCUCCUCAUAGAAAACCAUGGGACUUGUACUUCCUGUGCACAUUGUGUCCCUCUUUUUAACAUUCUAGUGCUGAUCAGAAGCUCAUGGAAAGCAUCUGCAGAAGGAGCCAGCACUCUGAAAUGAGGUUCCCAGUGGCUGCACAGAGUCUCCUCAAUCAUGUUGCCAAUUUCAUAAUAUAAGCUAUUGUCAAUCCAGUCCUGUUUGUGCUGCACUGGAUACAACUAUAGAAAUAAUUAUAGAUUUAAUUAAAAGCUUGGUAUUUUCCUGACUGAGAGUUGAAUUUAGAGUACACAGGGCAUAUUAGGGUCAUCCAUAUUAAGUAAGACUGCCACUACGUAUGGUUUUACUAAAAAAACUAUUUUUGUGUUUAAAUUUGAAUGGGACUGAAAUGUGCCAAUAGCUGGGGAAGUGAGACCAAAAUAUGACUCCUGUGCUUGGAAUAAACUGUGUUUAAAA